AUGGCCACCACCAGCAUUCCCCCCUCCAUCGCCCCCAUCACCUCCCACCACAACAACCAGCAAACGCACCUCUACUACCUCCGCGCAUGCCUCUCCCUCUCCCAACAAUCCCCCCCCAAACCCACAAACUUCCGCGUCGGCGCAAUCCUCCUCUCCCGAAUGCCCACCACAAUGCCCACCAAUCCUCCCAACCAACCGCAAUCCCACACCCCACCAGCCACAUACACAGACACCAUCCUCUCAACAGGCUACACCCUCGAGCUACCCGGAAACACCCACGCCGAGCAAUGCGCAUUAGCAAAAUACGCCGCUCGCCACGGUAUUAGCGAGGAGCACGUGGGUGACGUUUUACCCCCUCCUCCACCUUCGUCCGCAUCAUCGCAAUUCCACACCACAGACCCCCCGCGCCCGCAGAGCAUAAUACUCUAUGUCACCAUGGAGCCAUGCGGCAAGCGGUUAUCGGGGAAUAGGCCUAGCGCGGGCGGUGCUAGACAUGGUAUCGACAAGGUGUACUUUGGCGUUAAGGAACCUGGGACGUUUGUGGGUGGUUCGGUUGGGUGUAGGAUGUUGACGGAAGCCGGGGUGGAGUGGGAGGUUGUUGAGGGGUUGGAGAAGGAGAUUUUGAAGGUGGCGAUGGAGGGGCACGAGGAGCGGAAGGGAAAGGGUGGUGGGGAUGAGGUGCGAGGGACGAAUAUCGAUGAUAUUUCCGAGGAGGAGAGGAGGAGGCAGGAUGCUAUGCCGCGUAAUCCGUUGAAGAGGAUGAUGGAGGCGGAUAUUUAG
This is a messenger RNA of Paracoccidioides brasiliensis Pb18, 780 nucleotides long. RefSeq lists its product as uncharacterized. The transcript has 2 exons. The coding region runs from base 1 to 780 and encodes 259 amino acids. Gene Ontology annotation, molecular function: catalytic activity. The record is from RefSeq and is a predicted model, not a curated record.